Mastomys coucha (southern multimammate mouse) is the source of this 2888-nucleotide messenger RNA. RefSeq names its product tumor protein p53 inducible protein 11 (gene Tp53i11). The record is from RefSeq and is a predicted model, not a curated record. The transcript has 8 exons. NCBI's taxonomy places the organism in Eukaryota, Metazoa, Chordata, Mammalia, Rodentia, Muridae. The coding region runs from base 412 to 1026 and encodes 204 amino acids.
CGUGGGAGGGGACGGCGCGCCAUUGGCUUGUGCGCGGCACUAGAGGAGGGACCAGUGCGGGCCGCCAGACUUGGGCGAGCCCGGCAGCGCCAGGAGUCCAGCUUGCCCUGCCCUGCCCUGCCUGCCCGCCCAGCGCGACGCCGCGAUGUGAGACUCCCCGGGCCGGAGCGUCCGCAGGGCACGCCAGCUCCGCGAGCGCAGCAGCCCGCGCGCUAGGAACGUUGUAAGGCCUGAACACAGGAGAGGAAUCCUCGUCUCAGACUCCAGUGCCCAUCUCAGCAUCUGCUCACUGCCCAUCUCAGAGAGGAAACUGAGGCAGCCACAGCACCAUCUUUUCUUAGGCCUUGGGUAGGGCCUGGCCACAUCCUCACCCUACAUUGGGACCUGGGGUCUGGAAGUCCAGCAGGAACGAUGGCUGAGGCCACUGUCUCCCCAUGUCCCUCAGCAGAAGAAAAAAUGGCAGCCAAACAGCCUCCUCCGCUCAUGAAGAAGCACAGCCAGACAGAUCUUGUGAGCCGCCUGAAGACCAGAAAGAUCCUGGGAGUGGGCGGGGAGGACGAUGACGGCGAAGUGCACCGGUCGAAGAUCAGCCAGGUUUUGGGCAACGAGAUAAAGUUUGCUGUGCGGGAGCCUCUGGGGCUCAGGGUCUGGCAGUUUCUCUCUGCUAUGCUGUUCUCCAGUGUGGCCAUCAUGGCCCUUGCCCUCCCUGACCAGCUCUAUGAUGCAGUUUUUGAUGGAGCUGAGGUCACAAGCAAGACCCCCAUCCGCCUCUACGGUGGUGCCCUCCUUAGCAUCUCCCUUAUCAUGUGGAACGCACUCUACACAGCCGAGAAGGUCAUCAUCCGCUGGACUCUGCUCACUGAGGCCUGCUACUUCGGGGUGCAGUCCCUGGUGGUCACUGCCACGCUUGCUGAGACGGGCCUCAUGUCUCUGGGGACCGUGCUGCUCCUGGCCAGCCGCCUCCUCUUUGUUAUUGUCAGCAUCUACUACUAUUACCAAGUCGGCCGGAAACCCAAGAAAGUGUAGCAGGCUAGGACCUGCCUGGGCCUGGACCUGAGCCAGAGCGACUGGGGACUACACUGUCCAUGGGUCCCAGGCAGGCCUGCAGGCAGACAGGCAGGCAGGGUGCACGCACCUUCCUUCCCUCCCAGGCACUCCAUGGAGUCCUCUUGGAUCUUCUGGGAUUCUAGGAAUGACAAACCAGGCUGUGGCCUCUGCACCCCACCCCUCACCCCGUACAGGGACAGCUUCUUGCCCUGUGUUUCUCGGCCUCUAGACUCUAACAGGCACAGUCUAGAGUGGAGUUUUGGGGUCUGGGCUGAGUCAAGGUUAGUUCCUCUACCAGGAAGCCCUUUCUAGGAGAGUGUGCCAGCCCUAGCAGCAGCUCUCAGCUUCUCCCCAUCUAGAAACCCUAUGUGUGAGUCCCUUAUUAUCACACACACACACACACACACACACACACACACACACACACUGCUUCUAGAGACCCAGUUGAGGUCAUCUAGCAAGGAGAGUGACUGCCUCCCUUGGGCCAAUGUCUCCAUCUCCAGCCUGCACAUCUGACCCUCUCUUUGGCCUGCUCUAGGGUAUUCUGAUUCUCUGGCUGGCCCCCUGCACCCCAGAGCCCCAGAGCCCCUUCCCAACAGGCCAGGGUUAGACAAUAUACCACAGGCCUGACAGUCCCUGGCACCUGGCUGUCCAUAGGCUCCUAGUGCAUGAGGAAUUCUAAGGAGAGGCACAGUGGGGACAUUUCCUUGACAUGGCCUCUAAGGCCUGCAUGGCUACACCUGGCAUAGUGCCUCCUCCCAAUCCCCUCCUGAGGCUGCCCCGAGGCCUACGCGUUAAAGCCAACAGCCCCUCACACGCCAACAACGGAAAGAGAUUGAGUUGAGUCUGUCAUCCCUUAGCAGCCCGAAAGUGGGCCUCUAGAGCUGAAGACGUGGCCCUGGUGCCACCAGCCUGUGUGGCCCCUCCCCUUGGUCCUAGCUCCCAGCACCUUCUUACCCUUCAUCAGCAAGCACACUAAGAGAUUUGGCCUGAGGCUUCUCCCUUCUGCAAGGGGGUGGCUCCCUGUGCCAGAGGAAUCUUUCUCUAGGGCAUCUGGGCUCACAGCCUCCCUGGGCUCCGUUGUUCCUGAUGCCAAGUGCCCCGUGACAAUGGCCUGUACCUAGUGGGGGGACUCAGGGAAGUUUCAGUGGGAGACAUGCUCAGCCGUGGCCAGGGCUGCUUCUGUAAUGGAGGUCUGGCAGAGUGGUGAGUCCCUGAGUGUUCAGGAAGGGCCUAUUGUGUAUCUCUGCCUCUUGUCACUGGCUUUGUGUUAGUCCCUCAGUCCCACCUCUGGACUCAGAGCACAGGCCCAGCCACUGCCAGCUCUUAGUACAGUCCCAGCUGCCGUAGACCAGGUGACAUUUGUUGACUGUUCUCAGAGGUGGUGAGAAUUUAUCCUCUUAAAUCCUCUACGAAUGCAGAUACAGUCCCAAGGGAGGUAGUCGUAGAAAUGGAAGAUGCCAGCCAUGCGCAGCCUGCGGGGACAUCUGCCAGGCUUCCCUUCAGCACCAGGAGAUGGCAGAGCCUGCCCUGGGGGUGGUGCCCAGGUCAUCCUGGUUAAACUUCAGUGAUACUUUUAGAUGGGGUGGGGUCAAGGCCAGACUAAGGCUGGCAUAUGUGGCCUAGGAGACACCUGCUUGGAAGGAGGCAGCGAUGGAGAUAGAGCCCCACCCUGAAUCUGAACUCAGGGUGCCCUGACUGUCCCCCCUUCACCGCUCCUUCUGUCGUGCUUCUGCCUGGCCCCCAAGACCGCCUCUGUCAUGGUCACUAUUUAUUCUUGGUCCCUUUUUCUUUUUGUAAGAAACAGUCACAAAAACAAAACAAAACAAAACAAUGAGAAA